AUGAAGCUCGCCGUAUUCAGCGCCAAAUCCUACGAUCGCACCUACCUCGACGAGGUUCUGGGCCAGCGCUUUCCUCAGCUGUGCUCCAUCGAGUACCAUGCCUUCGCCCUCUCGGAGGAGACCGUGCCGCUGGCCCAAGGCUCUGAUGCCGUCUGCGUCUUCGUCAACGAUACCCUCGAUGAGCGCGUGCUGGGCGCUCUGCAUGCCGGCGGGAUCCGUGCCAUCUUACUGCGCUGCGCCGGCUUCAACCACGUCGAUCUGACGACGGCCGAGACGCUGGGCCUCUUCGUCGCCAAUGUCCCCGCCUAUUCGCCCGAGGCGGUGGCUGAGUUUGCGGUCGCCCUGAUCCAGACUCUCAACCGCAAGACGCACCGCGCCUAUAACCGCGUGCGCGAGGGGAACUUCAAUAUCGAGGGGUUGCUGGGCACCACCCUGCAUGGGCAGACCGUGGGCAUCGUGGGCGUCGGGCGCAUUGGCCUGGCCGCGGCGCGCAUCUUCCAUGGCUUCGGGUGUCGACUGUUGGCGUAUGAUCCGUUUGCGGGACCGGAGUUUGGCCAGUAUGGCACGUUGGUCGACUUGGACCGCCUGCUGCAGGAGAGCAAUAUUGUUAGCUUGCAUUGCCCGCUGACGGCGGACACGCGGCAUCUCAUUAAUGAAGCGACGCUGGCGCGGAUGAAGCCCGGUGCGAUGCUGGUCAACACCUCACGCGGAGGGUUGAUUGAGAGUGCCUCGGUCAUCCAGGCCCUCAAGUCACGUCGCUUGGGUGGACUGGCAUUGGAUGUCUACGAGGCCGAGGGGGAGCUGUUCUACAAUGACCAUUCUGGGGAAAUCAUCGACGACGACAUCCUGAUGCGCCUGAUGACCUUCCCCAACGUCCUGAUCUGCGGCCAUCAGGGCUUCUUCACGCGCGAGGCCCUGACGGAGAUUGCUGGCGUCACACUAGGGAAUCUUUCCGACUUUAUCAGCGGACGCUCUUGUCCAAACUCCCUGGUCACCGAAGGACAUGUUCUGGUCCGCCGGGAUACGGCCCCUGUGCGACUAUAA
This is a messenger RNA of Penicillium canariense, 1044 nucleotides long. Its product is annotated as 2-hydroxyacid dehydrogenase. The record is from RefSeq and is a predicted model, not a curated record. The transcript has a single exon. Gene Ontology annotation, molecular function: NAD binding; D-lactate dehydrogenase (NAD+) activity. NCBI's taxonomy places the organism in Eukaryota, Fungi, Ascomycota, Eurotiomycetes, Eurotiales, Aspergillaceae. Bases 1 to 1044 code for a protein of 347 amino acids.